This is a messenger RNA of Ipomoea triloba (trilobed morning glory), 2451 nucleotides long. RefSeq names its product BTB/POZ domain-containing protein POB1-like. Lineage: Eukaryota; Viridiplantae; Streptophyta; Magnoliopsida; Solanales; Convolvulaceae. The transcript is spliced from 7 exons. Gene Ontology annotation, molecular function: protein binding. Gene Ontology annotation, cellular component: nucleus. Bases 162 to 2354 code for a protein of 730 amino acids. Gene Ontology annotation, biological process: response to red light. The record is from RefSeq and is a predicted model, not a curated record.
CAUCACAGAACCCAACAAGAAACGUAACCAUUUUCGAACUAAUCCUCGGAAUCCGAAUGCCAACCACCCCAUCCCUGGAAAACCCAAUACCCGCUUUGGGUUCUCUUCCUCAUUCUCAUUUGUAGUACUUUGUGUGAAGUUUUUGGAGUCAUUUUCCGUAUAUGAAAAAUCAAAACUCGGAACUGUUUGAUCAGCGGACGAUAAUGGACUUCGAUUUUUCUCCCUCCAGUCACCGUGGGUCGGCUUCCGACUUCAACUUCGCUUUCGCCUUCAACGACAGCAAUUUCUCCGACCGGACCCUGAGGCUUGAGAUUCUGCCCGACUUGCCCGACUCCAAAAGUGGCGGUGAGAGCUUUAGCAGCGUGGUGGAUUGGGCGCGCAAACGCAAGCGGCGCAGAGAGGAAAUCAAUAAGGAUAAUCCUGUGGAUGAGCUUAUGCGUCGUGAAGAGCAGGCUUCGAACUGUAAUGUGCUGGAUACUGAAGAUGGCCCUGUCUAUGAUGAGGAAGCUGUGGCAAUGGUUGAGGAAACACCAUCAAGGAUUGGAAUCAUGAUAAAUCACCCGGUUGCUGAAGCUACUGAGGGCAAUGAUCCAUCCUUGAACACAAACAGCUCAACUGUCCUUCAUGUUAAAACAAUACACAUCAGUUCUCCAAUCUUGGCAGCAAAAAGUCCCUUUUUUUACAAGUUAUUCUCGAAUGGUAUGUCAGAGUCCGAUCAACGGCAUAUAACUCUACGUAUCCAUGCCUCUGAAGAAGCUGCCCUCAUGGAUCUCCUGAGUUUUAUGUAUAGCAAUACUUUAUCAACAGCCACUCCUUCGGGCUUGCUUGAUGUGCUGAUGGCUGCUGAUAAAUUUGAGGUUGCGUCCUGCAUGAGAUAUUGUAGUCGAGUAUUGCAAGCUCUACCCAUGACAUGUGAAUCCGCUUUGCUCUAUUUGGAACUCCCUUCUAGCGUUUUAAUGGCUGCUGCUGUUCAAUCUUUGACUGAUGCUGCCAAGAAGUUUCUUGCUGGGCGUUUCAAAGAUAUAACCAAGCACCAAGAAGAGGUGAUGAACUUGCCUCUUCCGGGAAUUGAGGCAGUUCUGUCCAGUGAUAGCCUUCAGAUCACUUCUGAGGAUGCUGUUUAUGAUUUUUUGUUGAAGUGGGCUCGAAUCCAUCAUCCAAAUUUAGUGGACCGACGAGAAAUUCUGAGCUCACGAAUUUAUCGCCUCAUUCGUUUCCCCUUCAUGUCGUGCAGAAAGCUGAAAAAGGUCCUAAAUUGCACCGAAUUUUAUCCUGACCUCAUAUCCAAGCUUGUACUUGAGGCUCUCUUCUUCAAAGCAUCGUAUCGGCAGCGCUCCCUGGCUGUUGACGAGGCUAAUGUUACGUAUCAUCGCUUUUUGGAGCGGGCGUACAAGUACAGGCCAGUUAAAGUUCUUGAGUUUCAAUCACCCUGUCAGCAGUGCAUCGUUUACCUAGAUUUAAAACGAGAGGAAUGCUCGAAUCUCUUUCCUGCUGGUAGAGUGUAUUCACAGGCUUUCCAUUUAGGCGGGCAGGGCUUCUUCCUCUCGGCUCACUGCAACGCCACUCAAUCCCUGGAUGUUCUGCUUCACGAUCACGCCUUCAAGGCCUUGGUUAAUAAUCAUACCCGCCCUCGUACCGGAGCUCUAUACGACGCUACCCUUCCGGCGAGCCUGGCCGGGAUGAAGCUCUCGGUGGUGCGGCUGAGAAGCCGGACGUUGUGGAGAAAAGGAGCCAACUUUAGCCAUUUUCAUAUCCCGCCUAAGACUCUUCCCAUCCCAUACGUUCAUAGGCUCAUCAUUGUCUACCACGAUCUCGGCAACUGGUCUUCUGUCUACUUCAACGUCUCGGGCUACUCUAUGAUGAGUCCCGUGGUCGGUUUCAUGGCUUAUGAUUCUGAUUUCAUCUUUAGAAACUUUAGCCGGCUCGAAUUUAACAUGACACGAGAGCCAAUAUCGGUCCAGUUCAAGGGUUUAAACGCGGGGAUCCACGAAAGAACUAAAUGUGCGAUAUUUAAUGGUAGAGGAGAAGUUUCUUUGAGCAGUAUAGAGGGUCUGAACAUUUGCUACACGAGAGGUCCGGGACAUUUUUCCAUUGUGGUGCCGUAUAAGAAGAAGAGGAGGAUGAAAGAAUGGUCAUUUUGGAUGAUUGGAUUCGGGUUUGGAAUUGUGGGAUUGGCCAUGGCCGGACUAGUGGGAAAAUUCUGCAUUGAAAUUUUGAAAGGUAAGAGAAUGUGGGAAAUGGAGAAAGAAGCAGAUGAAGGUGAAUCCAUGGAUACCAUUUGGAUUGAUAAGAGUAGAAUGCCUCGUGCAACUACCACUCGAACUUAUCCUGUACUAGAGAAUCCAACUUUUUGAUACUGUUUUUUUUUUUUUUUCACAUUUUUGUGCAGCCUAAAUACAUACAACCAUGUUUCAUAUUCAGUUUUAUACUAAUGCAUAAGCAAUGCGUAUA